AUGGCAGCUCUUGGCGAUGACCUGCUCGCCACUGUCAACAAGUUGCAAGACUUGGUCUUCAACACCAUCGGCAAUGACUCCCUCGACUUGCCGCAGAUUGUCGUCGUGGGCUCUCAGUCAGCCGGUAAAUCGUCGGUUCUCGAGAACAUCGUGGGCAGAGACUUCCUGCCCCGUGGCAGUGGUAUUGUGACUCGAAGGCCUCUCAUCCUGCAACUGAUCAACGUCGACGAGGAUGAGAAUGAUAUGGAACCGGUGCCCAUUGGCGGUUACCAGAACCCCGGUGCUGCUCGUCGUUCGGAAUGGGCCGAGUUCCACCAUAUCUCCAACCGCCGCUUCACAGACUUUGGAGACGUCAAGCGCGAGAUCGAAAACGAGACUUCCAGGAUAGCAGGAAACAACAAGGGCAUCAACAGGCAGCCCAUCAACCUCAAGAUCUACUCGCCCUAUGUUCUCAACCUCACCCUGGUUGAUCUCCCUGGUCUGACCAAGGUGCCGAUCGGAGACCAACCGACAGAUAUCGAGAAGCAAACGAGAAAUCUCAUUUCCGAGUACAUCGCGAAGCCCAACAGUAUCAUUCUCGCCGUCUCUCCAGCCAACGUCGAUAUCGUGAAUUCAGAGGCUCUCAAGCUUGCUCGGCAUGUCGAUCCUUUGGGACGGAGGACUAUCGGUGUCCUGACCAAAGUCGAUUUGAUGGACCACGGCACAAAUGCUCUUGACAUUCUCUCUGGGCGUGUCUACCCACUCAAGCUUGGGUGGAUCGGCGUGGUGAAUCGGUCGCAGCAAGACAUCCAGGGCAACAAGCCUAUGGACGAGGCCCUGAAAUCAGAAGCCGAGUUCUUCAGACAUCACCCUGCUUACAGGAAUAUCGCGAUACGCUGCGGAACCCAGUAUCUCGCCAAGACCCUCAACACGACCCUCAUGGCACACAUCAGGGAUAGACUGCCCGACAUCAAGGCUCGACUCAACACGCUUAUGGGGCAGACCCAGCAAGAACUGGCGAGCUACGGCGACAUGCACUUCAGCGGCAAGGAGCACCGCGGCUCCUUGAUCCUACAGCUGAUGACCCGGUUCGCAACAUCCUUCAUCUCCUCGAUCGACGGUACAUCGACCGAAAUCUCCACCAAAGAGCUGUGCGGUGGCGCGCGCAUUUACUAUAUCUUUAACUCGGUGUUCGGCAUGUCGCUCGAGUCUAUCGAUCCCACCUCCAACCUCUCCGCCCUCGACAUCCGGACGGCCAUCCGAAACUCCACAGGCCCUCGCCCUAGCCUCUUCGUCCCCGAGAUGGCAUUCGACCUCCUCGUCAAACCACAAAUCAAGCUCCUCGAGAUUCCCAGCCAGCGCUGUGUCGAGUUGGUCUACGAGGAGCUGAUUAAGAUUUGCCACACAUGCGGGUCAACCGAGCUGUCACGCUUCCCUCGACUGCAAGCCAAGUUGAUCGAGGUCGUCUCAGAUCUCCUCCGUGAGAGGCUAGGCCCCGCCUCCACCUACGUAGAGUCGUUAAUCUCCAUUCAGAGGGCUUAUAUCAAUACGAAUCACCCCAACUUCUUGGGAGCGGCUGCCGCCAUGAGCCAUGUCGUUAAUGAGAAGCAGGAGAGGGAGAGGAAAAAGUUCAUCAUGGAGGAGCGCGAGCGCCGGGAACGGCGCCGCCUUAAGGAGCUCGGAGCCAAUGGCACCGAGACACCCGAGGAGGAGGAUGAGACUACGGCAGCGGAGAAGGCGGCUAAUGCGGCCAUGCGCAAGCCUACCAAAGGUGCUAGGAGCUCCUCGACUGUGCGCGAGAAUGGCACUUCCAGCAUAGCUACGGCACUCAACGGCAACCGUUCAGCGUCUCCCGCUGGUCUGGGCCCUCAUUCCGUCAACUCGGCCAAGGAUUCAUUCCUGAACUACUUUUUCGGCAAAGAUGGCGCUCCCGCCGCCAUGCCGCCGCACAAUGCCAACAUUGGCAGGCAUGUGAGCCAGACUUCAGAACCCUCCUUCAGCCAGAGCAUUCGGAGGCCAGAGGAGAAGGCUCUCCGGUCACCUGUCCAAACCAUCCGAGAGAUGGAUGACUAUCCUAUCAGGGGAUCUGGUGAUACUUUUGCGGCACAAUUUGGCGCGACUGGCGAGCCUGCGCUAACCGAUCGUGAAGCGAUGGAGACGGAGCUCAUCCGCGCUCUCAUUUCAUCCUACUUCAACAUUGUGCGCGAGUCUAUCGCCGACCAGGUGCCCAAGGCUGUCAUGCACCUGCUCGUCAACCACUGCAAAGAUGUGGUCCAGAACCGCCUCGUCAGCGAGCUCUACAAGGAGUCUCUGUUCGAGGAACUUUUGUACGAAGACGACGGCGUCAAGAAGGAGCGCGAGAAGUGCGAGAAGUUGCUCGAGACGUACCGCGAGGCGGCCAAGAUCAUUGGCGAGGUUGGUGCUUCCUCUCAAGGGCGUGAUGCAAUAUCACAAGCUGAAGAUGCGGCGGUCGUGACUGACAAGCUAGGAGACGACCAUGAUUCGAUAUACUCUUCUGCCGACUCCGAACCCGCAUAUCAGCGCCCUGAAAGUACCCACUCGACCUCCGAUAUAUCCAUGUUAGCCGACACAGAUGACGAGGACGGCUAUGAGGCAUUACAAGCUGGCGUACCCGCAGGUGCCAACGCUUCUACCAUUGACGCCUCAUUGUCUACCAACGGCGGGCUUCUCGGAAAACGCAAGUCACCAGAUGAAAGUGUGGAAGGUUCAGAGAACACUGCAGGGUCUAGAACAGACCACAACAAGAAGGUGAAAAUACAUCACAAUGUGGCCGAUGAGGUUGAGACUUCUGACAAGUCUCAACUUCCGGCUGAGAUCUGGCACCAUAUUUUUACUUUCUGCCCCCCUAGAUCUCUAGGGCGCUUGUUGCUCGUCAACAAGCUCUUUCACUCCUAUCUUGAUCCCUCAUCUCCACCACAUGCCAACUCUUCCACAAGUGCUCCUUCCGGUACACUCUCACCUCUCGGUGCAAAUGCGAUCUGGCAAGCUUCAAGGAGGCUUUUCUGGCCCAAUAUGCCGGCACCUUUGCUUGGGAAAACCGAGCUAGAGAUGUGGCGAUUGGCCUGCUCUCCUUGUUGUCUUCAUUGUGGCAAGCACAGUGCUCGAAACAAUGAUGGGAGUGGGAAUGACCAGCUGCCUGGCCCUGGAGCCAAUGGUGUCUCGAUCAUAUGGCCAUUUGCAACACGAGCUUGCGGCGAGUGUCUAAGGAGUAAAUCAAUGAAGGAACUCGAUAUACUACUCUCUUCGUCAAUCCCCUCUGAUCUCCUCUCAGGACUUCCUGUGGUCUUCGUGACCGAGAGUAUGGAUGCAUUCUCGGCGCGAGCCCUUGAGAAUGACAGGAUAUCAGUCAACACCAAGGUCACCAAGCGCUUUUGGGCAGACGAUGUAGAAAGUCUGAAGCAGGAAUUUCUUGAAGUCAGAGCUCUCGGGGCAGCUGCCGCAGAAGAAUGGCUCAAAGGCCUAGAGGGACGUGGCUCCCAACAGCGCAAUGAUUGUUUGCGAUGGGAGAAAUUCGCAGAAUCUCCCUCAAUGUCGCAGAUGCAGACAAUGCUACAUCCAGGCUACAUUUCCCAGAGGUUCCCGAGCCUGCCGCCGUCUACGAAGAAGCCGUCUAAGGGGCAUCUCGCUGGAAAUGAGGCCCAACCCGAAGUGGCGUCUAGCAACCAGCCACACCCACUCCCUCCUCCGCCUCAUCGUCCAGAGCGGACCAUAGGAGAAGUUGCGGAACUCAAAGCAGCGCGUAAGGCCGAGAUAGAACGACGUGCUGCUCUUCUUAACCCCCCUAUCAAGCCAUCUGUGCUGGUGCAUAUUCCUUCAUUUCAAGCAGCGAUUCAACUGAUCACUCCCUUGGAUGAUAAUGCAUGGGAAGUACUGAGGCCACGCCUUCUCGCACAGCGAGCCGAUGCGGAACUGCGUGAGCAGAAGCAAGCAGCGCAAAGUCGCACAAAUGAGAGUGCUGAGCAACAGCGCGGCCGCGAGGAAAUUCUCAAAGAAAAAGAGAUCCUUGACAAAGACUGGGAGGUUGUGCAAGAACCCCUCCGUCGGCGCAUUGCCCUCCUUGCGGAUGAAGUCAUUCGCGACGCCUGGGGCGGAGGCGAAAAGGUCACCAAAGAAAACAGCCCCAAGUUUGCUGUCGACGUCUUGCUCUAUGUGCGACGCAACUUCUACGCGGAAGUCGCUAAAGAAGCGGCAGCUGCACGAGCGGCCGGGAAUGAGCCUGCGACCGACCCAAUCCAGGGACCCUUCACUCAAAAGCUGACAUUGGAGAAUAUGAAAUGGAUUUUCGAUACCAAGAUCAGACCCCGCACGGAGAGUUACAGGAAAGAGCUGUUCCUGUGCAACGGAUGCGAAAACAACCCCAAGUUUUAUGGAUUUGAAGGCGUCUUACAACAUUACGCUGCCAAGCAUACCACAGCUCUAAGCUCUGGUAACAUUGUGGUUCAUUGGCGAGCCGAAUGGCCGGAGCAUUCGCCCUUCUCCACGGAUCCCCAAAAUUCGAACCGGAAGCAGUACCUACAACAACAGCCACCAGCCUUUGCCGCUCCUCACCUGGGCUCACAGCAGCCGUACACGCAAACAGCCUAUCAGCCAGGCAUACCGCCGGCUGGGCCACCCGCGCAGCCUUUUCCGGGAGGCUCAGUGCAGUUCUCGGCACCACCCUAUACUGAUUCAUAUGCUCCACAGCCGUAUCAUCCUCAGGGCAGCUACCAACUACCCGCAACAGGGUACACGCCAUCACCCUUCCCGAGUCAGGAAGCCCCUUAUCCAUAUCAACCCCCUUAUCAACACGCUGCUCCUGAUGCCUCGCACCCGUAUGCUCCGGCUUCUUCAAACGGGAUGCCAGUGGUUCACCCGCAAGCUUCUCAGUACAGCUACGAUCCAUACCAGACACAUCCGCAAAUAGAUCCCAGAGUGUCCCAGGGCGGACACUAUGCUGACCAGUACCGGUUCCGGCUGGAUGCUAUGGCUCGAGAUGCCAGAGAACUCUGGACAACAACUUCGCAAAUCAAGGACAUGUCAGGGAGCGUCAGGGUUCACAUUGUGAUACACCAUCUCUCGAAACGCUUCAGGAGCAAAUUCAACGAGGCCCCUCCAUUGGCGAUGUUUAUAGACGGGCUGUCAAACAACAAGGACAUGCGGCCUGUUCGAAAUGUGAACGAGCUGAAGUGCAAAGUCUGCCACUUGGGUUUAGGAAACAGCUAUGCGACUGAGCAGGACAAGCGCUCCUUUUCCCUGCCUCAGCUCGUGAAUCAUUUUCAGGCCAAGCAUGUUGAUGUCCUCACGGACGCGCCUGCUUAUAGCCCAGUGCUCGAUUGGACUGUGGACAUGGUUCUCCUUCCUGACGCCCAGGCCCUUCAGCGAGUCAUUCGGUCUACAGGGACUGAUUCUCAAAAGUCUUACCUUGUCAGCGAGGCUUUGUCUCAUCUUCUUGGAUAUCCUCAAACUGCAGCUGCGUGGCCUACUCUGCAAGAAGCCGGCGAUACGCAGAUGCCUUCUGUCGAUAACCAUGACCGGUACUAUACGUCUACGUCACAUCCACCGACUAUGGACUAUAGUAGUCAAGACCAGUCAUUGCAGCCUGGCAUCGGCUAUGAGCCGGCGGCUUCCCAAUCCCAUGUGCCGUCGUAUCCUUAUGCACAAGCACAAGCAACUGACUUUGGCAGUAUCAUGGAGCCCGCCCCGGCAUUGCAGCAUCAGGGUUCCGUGCAACCCUUGGGCCAAGCUGUAAAUAUGGGAAAGCACGGGGAUAGUGGCCGGACAUCGACGCAGUCUCGAAAUCCCAACACCCAACAUGGACGUCAGGGGGGCUCCAAGAAGAGCAAGAAGAACCGCAAGAAGCAACGCAAUGGAUCCGAGGAGGCCGAACUUGCACGCCGGAAAGAAAUUGAAGAGCAGGAGGAAAAGAAGGCCGAGGAGGAGGAACGUCGCCAAGAGGAAGAGAUACGUGCCAUGUGGGCGGCCGAUAGAGCCCAGGCUGCUCGCGCACAGCCGCCGGCUGCUGCUCCUCCUCCGCCGAAAGUGCCCGAGGACGUUCCCAUUUACACUCCGACCUUUACAUCCAACACCACGAGUAGGUCUAAGACCCCGUCAGUGGUGGCCUCAAAGCCACGGUCGCCCCAGGUUCGUCCCGAACCAAGACCUGCUCGUAGGCAAGAGUAUAUCCCCGCCCAAGAUGAAUCGGAUCUGCUCGGAGCUUUGCAGAUGCAUCUUGACGAAGAGCCCCCACGACAAGUUCGAGAGAUCCAGCACCAUCGCCCGUCCAAUGUCAUCUACAUUGACGAUAUAGAGGAACUUCCCGGUCCACAUGAGCGCCGCCAAAGUCCUGAGAUGCCCAUUCGUUAUGUCGAUGAGCACCCAGCUGCUCCUCGCGGGCGUUCCCCAUCUCCGGUCUACAUUAGGUAUGCUCGACAGCCACCCUUAGAGAGUUACGAGGAACGCAGUCCUGGUCCACCCCUCGAGCCAUUCUAUCGCAUCAGAGAGCCGGCACCAGUCCAGGAGGGCCUCCACUACGAGCGUCGGGCACCCCCACAAGAGUACUACCGCGUAUACGCUGAUGAAGUCCGGCCGCGGCCGGUUGAAUACGAGGCGUACGAGCUUGUCCAGGUCCGGCAUCCGGACGGUGACUACGUUGUGCGCCGGCUAGUCCGUACUAUCGUUCCAGAGCCCGAGCCCGAGUUCGACCGCGUCCCCGCUAGGUACUACGCUCGGUAUGAAGACGAGGUCGAGGCUCCGAGACCACUUGUGCGGAGGGAGAUGUCGGCGUACCCGCCGCACCACCGCUAUGAACAGCAGGUCGUGUACGCGAGGGAGCCUGGUGGUGGUGGCGGCGGUGGUGGCCCUCAUCAGCCGCCUGUCGUGUACGAGACUCGCCCGCCGGCGGCCCCUCCUCGCGCGGACCAGAUCUCUAGGGCGGAUCCUGAGUACUACGAGGAGUACGACCCGCAUUUCCCGGCUGCGCAGCAGACGCAGACGCAGACCCACGCUGCCGGGUCGGUGGUCCGCCGGCAGGUGCGGCAGACCAACGAGCUGUCCCCGACCACAGCCCUCCAACGAUCAUCAGACAGCACACCACCACGAGUAGACCGCCACAAGUACUCCAAGAUGGCACAGUACCCUUCCGAGUUCCUCAACCUUGGACAGAGCCCGGCAGACCCCAGUCAGGUUGAAUUCGGCGACUUGUCGUUCUUCACAGACAGCCACGUCACCACGGGCAUGAGCGCCAAUGAGGCCUUUCUCAAACCCUGGCCUUUCGCCUUCGAUACCACCUUCUUCAACUCACAACUGGCUCAACAGCGUCCCGGGCUUGGGGUGGUCUCGCCCAACGCCAAUGCCUGGAUGGCUGUCAGCGGGACAGGCGGUCCCAUCUUCGGUGACGCACCCGUCAUGUCUCUCGGGACCCCUGCUGGGGAGCCUGUUGAGCCAUCGACGAUCUCGGCUACACCAGCCACUGCGCUGCGAACCACGCCCGGUUCGCAUGACGCGCCCCGCAACGAAGGUUUCCAUCUUGCUCGCAGGGCUGUUGGCUACCCUACCUAUCGUUGCGCAUGCGGUGCAACCUUCGCACGUCUCGACGCGCUCAAUCGACACCGCAAUCGCACACCCAAAUUUGAGUGCCCAGAAUGCAAGAACCACGAUGGUGCAAAGGCGUUCAAGCGCCGGGACCAUCUGAUGCAGCACCUCCGCACCUAUCAUCGCCUCGACAACAAGGGCAUGGCUCGUCACAUCAUUCGCCAGAGACGUCACUAA
Thyridium curvatum is the source of this 7746-nucleotide messenger RNA. RefSeq lists its product as uncharacterized. The transcript is spliced from 10 exons. Gene Ontology annotation, cellular component: mitochondrion; peroxisome; cytoplasm. Lineage: Eukaryota; Fungi; Ascomycota; Sordariomycetes; Thyridiales; Thyridiaceae. Bases 1 to 7746 code for a protein of 2581 amino acids. Gene Ontology annotation, biological process: mitochondrial fission; peroxisome fission. Gene Ontology annotation, molecular function: GTP binding; microtubule binding; GTPase activity. The record is from RefSeq and is a predicted model, not a curated record.